This is a messenger RNA of Lethenteron reissneri (Far Eastern brook lamprey), 7379 nucleotides long. It is a transcript of the gene MBNL1, whose product is annotated as muscleblind like splicing regulator 1. The record is from RefSeq and is a predicted model, not a curated record. Gene Ontology annotation, cellular component: nucleoplasm; cytoplasm. Gene Ontology annotation, biological process: regulation of RNA splicing. Lineage: Eukaryota; Metazoa; Chordata; Hyperoartia; Petromyzontiformes; Petromyzontidae. Gene Ontology annotation, molecular function: metal ion binding; RNA binding.
CGUUCCUUAAGUUUCGUUCGCGCGCGCGUGCGUGCGUGUGUGGAAGGAGGAGAAAGGAAGGAAGGAAAGGAAGGAAGGAAGGGAAGGAAGGAAGGGCAGGGUAAAGGAGAGACAGAAAAUGGCUGCAGAUUUGGCCCUGGCUGGAAUUCGUCUUCAGUCAUCACCCAGAGAAUUGUCUCCCGCGAGAGUCGCCGUAGACUGCUGCACAGGUCUGUGCUAAGAAGUGCCUUGUCAAGUUGUGGCUGCUAGACCCUGCGUGUUAGCCUGGCCGCCGCUGCUGCUACUACUACUGCUGCUGCUUCUAUCACCCUGCGCCCUACUGCUGCUACUACUGCUGCUGCUAUUGCCAAGCAAGACAUCCACACAACCUCAAGCCCGGGCCGUAGCAGCUGUCAACAUCUUAUUGGUCUUCUCUUCCCACACCUUGGACGUGGAAUUCUCAAAUAAACAACAACGGAAAUUAUAAAAUCUCUCGCCACUGCAAGUGAAGAGAGGUUGUUGUCAGAAGGUGGGAGGAAUUUAAUUACUGUGGGCGAGAAGAAAGGAAAGGGGGAGAAAAAAAAGUUAUAGAAACGUACAAAAAAAUCUCCACUGCCGAGCGGGAAGAGAAAACGUGCAAGAAUUUUUGUUUUAUAUUAAUUCUACCUUGAGUCUCACUUGCUCUCCCAGCUCCGUGGGUAGCAAGGGGAGUUUAUUCUCAGCCAUUGGCAGAGACGGUCUCCAGCGUCGUCAUAUUUCUUGCACUUAACAUGCUGUUUUCUAGGCAAGGGCCAGACAGCACGAUGGCCGUGCGGGACACGCGAUGGUUGACGCUGGAGGUGUGCCGGGAGUUCCAGCGGGGCACGUGCAGCCGCGUGGACACAGAAUGCAAGUUCGCCCACCCACCAAAGUCGUGCCAGGUGGAGAACGGCCGUGUCAUCGCCUGCUUCGACUCGCUUAAGGAUCGCUGCACUCGCGAGAACUGCAAGUACCUGCACCCACCGGCACACCUCAAGACGCAGCUCGAGAUCAAUGGGCGCAACAACCUGAUCCAGCAGAAGAAUGCCGCCAUGCUGGCGCACCAGAUGCAGUUUGCGGCCGUGGCCGGGGUGCUGCCUGGCUCGCAGCUCCCACCUGUGCAGUGGCACCAUCUAUACAGCACUGGUGGGGAGGACUGUGGGAGGCCUCCGACAAAACUGUGGAACCUCUCUGCCCGUAACCCUGCGCUAGCGAUGCAGAUGUUCCCGGUGUCGCCGGGGCUUCCGACGACUCAGUCCGCGGCCUCGUCGCCCUUCAACCCCUACUUGGCGCCCGUGUCUCCGGCCAUGAGCCUCGUGUCGGCCACCGACCUGUCGCUGGGAAACCCCGUGCUGCUGUCGGGCAGUCCCACGGUCCCCAGCGGGCCCGUCCACUCGGGGCCCUCCAACCAGGCGCAGCAGGCCAGCGGGAGCAAGUUGGUGCGCGCCGACCGCCUCGAGGUGUGCCGCGAGUUCCAGCGCGGCAACUGCAGCCGCGGGGAGAGCGAGUGCCGCUUCGCGCACCCGGCCGAGAGCACGGCGGUGGACUCGGCGGACAACACGGUGACCGUGUGCAUGGACCACGUGAAGGGCCGCUGCUCGCGCGACAAGUGCAAGUACUUCCACCCGCCGCUGCACCUGCAGGCGAAGCUCAAGGCCAGCCAGCAGGCAGCGCAGCAGCACCAGCAUCAGCACCAGCACCAGGCGGCGGCGGCCGCGGCUCAGGCAGCCGCAGCGGCGAUGGCCCAGUCGGCUGCUGUCCAAUCGCUCAAGCGACCCCUCGAGGCCACCUUUGACCUGGCGCUACCCCCCGGAUUCCUUGCUCCGUUACCAAAGAGAGCAGCACUUGACAAAGCCAACGGGGCCACGGCCAUGUUCAGCCCCAGCGUCCUGCACUACCAGCAAGCCCUAGCCAGCAUGCAACUCCAGCAGCAGGCUACCUUCCUCCCACCUGACCCAAGUCAGUGGCACGAAUAUGCACAUAUGAUGGGGAGGACGUAUGGACGACUGUCUCAAGGCACCGUGCUGUGCAUGCCGCCCACCACAAGCCUGGAUUGUGCUACCAGCGUCGCGUCACGAGACCAGGCAUCCAUUUGGAUCACUCAGAGUUCAGUGCAACCCAUGAUGUCAGAGAACGGCCUUCCCACCCACCCGUACUACCACAUGAGAAUCCCCAUGAUUCCCGGCCCCGCGGGGAGCCCAGUGUCAGCCACGGCUUCGCCCAACAGCAACCUACCCUUCGUCACAUCCUCCAGCGCUAACCAGUCAGCGGACACCCUAAUCAUCUGUCGUGACUUCAAAUCGGGCCACUGCACUCGGCCAAACUGUCGCUUUCUCCAUCUUCUGGAAGAUCAUGUUGAAAUAGUGGAGGAUCGCGUGACGGUCUGCCGUGAUGCCGCCAAGGGAAAGUGCUCGCGUCCGCUCUGUAAAUACUACCACCCGCCCGCCGCCAGCUCGCACGCGGCCGCAGCAGCAGCCGCCGCUGCCGCCGCCCAAUCGGGCCUGCUGCAGUUUGCAUGCUGAGCUCCAAUGCCCCCCCCCCCCCCCCGCACACGUGCACCACCAACCCCUCCACCCCUUCGCCCCCAACUCCCCCGCUCCCACCCUGCCUUGCACCGUCUGACACCCACUGCCUACAUGCCCCCCAUAGCUGGCUGCUUUCCUCCCUGCCCCACCCCCUCCUCCCCCCCCCAACCUUUCCUCCCCACAUCCUCCCACACUUUAUACAGCAGCAAAGGGGGCGUGAUGACAAAAUAUAUAUUUCCCGGUACCAUUAGUGCGUUUUUUGUUGUUGUUGCUGUUGUGUACCAUCCACGCAAUUGAGGGAUUUGGUUCACUUUUCAAUUAAUGCUCUUGAAGUGCAGUACAGCUCAAUCGGCGUUUAGUCGACGAUUACAUUUAAUUAUUACGGCUGCGGUAAAAGGGAAGGAAUAAAACUGAUUGGCAUCAAUGAUCCUUUCGUAAUGGGGCAGUUUGGUAUAUAUAGGUUAACAAGUGCAUGCUCUUGAUGGGAAAUUUCCGUAUCUUAUGUAGAGUAUUUGUGAAAAGAACUUUAACAGUAUGGCUCAUUUAGACAGCAUAGUGGUGCAUGUUUGUGUUUAGCAAUGGAAAUGACAUGCUCUUGGAUUAGUCAAGGAAAGUGAUGUUCCAGAAGAUGAGAAAAUGGAAGAUUAGAAAUUUAGUUAUGUCUGCCUCCUGGAAUCUUAAACAGUUUGCACGGAUAUUAAAAAUUUGGCAAAGGCAUGAUGGCAACUUCAAGAGCACCGAUCUUGAAAAGUUGGAUUGGCAAAAAACAAAAAAUAACCAACACUGACAACAAGAAAAAAAAAACCAGAUGCGUCUGCAGUCAGACCCGCGUGGUGAGUAGGAACGAGACGCCGGGGACGGCAAGGCGAGGCACGUUUUUCACAUUCCCCAUCGCACGACCCGUCGCGCCCACGGACUUCGUCGCUCGCCACCCGAUGAAGGUUCCGUCACGCACGACCGGCGAACAUCCCGUCCGCUCCCCGUCGCGCGACCCCCCCCACUCCUCCUUCCUCACUCCCCUCCUCCACCCACAAACCCCAGGCGCCGUGAUGGCGUGGCAGCAGCAAGCCCCGCCGUGGCGUACCGCCCGGCCCCCCACGCUCGAUUGGCCCCGUUUUAGAGUUUUUGAACACGGUCGAAGGAAGUUCUUAAAGAAAAAAUAGCCUAAUUUUUAUUUCGUCUCGACCUAAAAUAUUGAAUUGGGACUAGGGUAUCCGUUGAUGUAAGGUUAAAGAAAUCAGCAGAGGUGGGACAAAGUCAUUGUUAUGCAAGUCCAAGUCGAGUCUGAAGUCAUCAAAUUCAUGACUCGAGUCUGACUCGAGUCCAAGUCACAUGACUCGAGUCCACACCUCAGAGGUGGGACAAAGUCAUUGUUAUGCAAGUCCAAAUCGAGUCUGAAGUCAAAUUCAUGACUCGAGUCUGACUCGAGUCCAAGUCACAUGACUCGAGUCCACACCUCUGGAAAUCAGUCGUCGUGAUACCGUCUGAACUUUUGUGUUCUGCGAGAUUCCUCCCCACGUGAUGUUACAUCCGUGACGAAACAUUGAACCAGAGCUGCAGUCGCUUUUCUCUAAAGUUUUAGUUUGAGGGCAGCGGCAAAAUUCCACUGCUGAAAUGAAAAGUAAAUACUAUUUUAAGCGUGGGUUUAAAUUAGCGUAAUUGUUCAACCUUCUGACGUCAAAGCAUGAAGGUCUCGCUGACCUGUUGUUGGUCUCGGACACAGUGUGAUCCGCUUUGACUCCAGCCGACUGAUUGGGCUCGGUGUUGGUUUUUCUUGGGUCCCCUCCGUUUAGUGGAGCGCAUGCUGUUAGAUCUUGGGAAGUCAGGGACUGUGCUGCGAUGGUUACAGAGCACUCGUCGCUUGUGUUUUGUGUUCGCAUUUCACGCUGGAAAAAGCAGCCCCCCCCCCCAACCAACAACCCCUUUCCUCGCUAAUCCUUCCCCCCCGCUCGCCAGAGUAGUUUCGUUCAUUCACAUAAAGUUGGCGCUUAGCUCGUAGUCACUGGCGUGGCAUCGAGUAAAAGAAAUUGUGCAAUCUUGAGUAAUCGACAAAUAUUUUAUUUUAAAUAUAUCCCCAAAAGUCGCGAGACUAUAAAAUGCUUUAACCAAAAAAAAAUAUCUUGCUACUAAGAAACUACUGCAGUCGCUGUUGGCAGUCGACUCUAAACUAGAUUUCUUGACCAAUUGAGAAGUAAGGUUAAAUGUUAAAAGCUUACGUUAAAUAAUGAAUUGUUACUACCUUGCAUGCAUCCUGAACUGCUCGUCGUAAAACUUUCACCACUUACUGUAGCAGGAGGUAGUCCUCGAGUUGUCAGUCCCACGCGUGGCAGAACGGGCACGCGUUCUGGCCAUUGUAAACAAACGCAAGUGUUACUCUUCGUGCGGCGAAUAGGGGACAGCACGGCGAUGUAUUUCUCAAGUUGUGUGCUUUCAGCAAGGUUCUGUGAACCACGCGAGUAGCAGCAGCAGCAGUAGCAACAGCGGCGGCGGCGGCGGCAACAGUUCGCAAGGCUGCGCACGUUUAAAGAAAGACAGAGACGACCUUGCCUCUGUGCGCGUUUUACGACGUUUUGAGUUUUGAGCGUGUGCCAUCCAAGGCAUCGUCUGAUGUGAACCUGAAUCGUUGUGCCAUUCCGCAUUUUUAAAAAUUUCAACGAAAAUAAUGUUAAUAUUACGUUCGAGGAUUUUAAUAUUCAUCUUAAUAUAUGCCUACAGUCAAUAAUUAAUUGAAAUGAUGCCUCUUUCAAAUUGAAAGUUGUUCGAAAGGAAAUUCCUUUGGAUGUUUUGAUUUCUUUCUAUAUUUCGGUUCCACCUUCUCGGGGCAGCCCUCUCUCGGUGGUGGGAGAGGCAUCCGAGGCACACGCACUCCCCCUCUUCAUCCGCUUGCCAGGCCGCCAAAGCCUGCGCGCUUGAUUCGGAAUGCUGUUGCGGACAAAGCCGUCGAGGAUGACACGAAAAAAACAACCAACCCCAUAUUUAUAGCGCGUUAGCGACCAUUGGCAUUAAGUGCUGCUGGUGGGCACUCCCGUUUCUCGAAGCCGACUUGGAGCGGCGUUUGUGGCCAGUACCCCAGUAACCCCUCACCUGACCGCUUUUCCUCUUUCUUCCUUCCGUCUCGCUGCAAAUCAAAAUAGCGCUCUUAAGCCGAUCUCGCCGACUGUUGGGAGGGGGGGGGAGGGCAGAGGCCUUUGCAGGGAACGGAGGUCGGGGUCGACGUUACGGGAUGUUGUUUUUGUUUUGACGUCGCGAACGUUCCCGCGAUUUGCACGCGCGUCGCCCGCCAGCCCGCCCGCCGCCCCGCGUCUCUUGGCAUCGCCGCAGGCCGGGGCCGGUUCGUUGUUCUGUUGGGGUUUGUGUCCGGGAAGCGGGGGGAGCAGAUCCACGCGGGCUCCAGGUCGGAUGACAACACGCGGUGACUUGUGGAGCGCACCGAUCCGGACCGGACCCCCUCUCCCACCACCACCACCUCCCGUCUCGACCUCUGCUCCCCCCCCCCCCCCCCCAGUCUGUCGCAACGUCGGUGGUUCGUCAGAACUGACCUUGGCCUUUGCUCGCACGCCCUGCUGAAAGUACGGUUCUCAAAUUGAGAAAUAUGUUGUAGCUCGGGAUGAGACAUUUUUACAUUGUAUUAUACAUACUUUUAAGGCCUUAGUUGUUUUUACGGGUUGCAUCCCAGACACGUACGUUUUCAUUAUUAAAAACAUUAGAGUGACUAGUCUAUAUGUCAUUUUAGGGUAUUAAGACCGCACUUAACAAAUCUAUGUAUUCAUUAUUUUUUAGUUUUAAUGGUAGAGUUUAAAUAUUUUUUAUGCUUUCGAGUUUUCUUUAUAAUAAGCUUUUAAGGGUGUGUUGGUUAAAUUUGAAUCUACUAGAUAUACAAAAGGACUAAAACUAUUACGGAUGUUGAUUUGAGUAUAGUGUUUUAUUGUCAUAACCUAAACAUUAACAUUUAUUUUGUGUGUUCUGUCUGUAAGCCAUGUUAUUACGAGUAUUGCCGUUUAUUUUAUUGUGAUAGCCGUUGGUUUUUAUCCAGUGUCGUUUACAUUUCAAGAACAAAGGCAUUUAAUGCAUGUUUCUUUUGGGCAAAGAUUAUCGGAGGAAAACAACACAAACCUGAGUGUUCUUAAAGCUGUGUUUUCUCAGACACGGACAAAAAAACCACGUUCCAUGCGAGUGAUAGUACAGUUCUCUCGUGUCGUUAACGAAAGGAAAAAAAAUCGCGGUAUUAAAUACAGGUUUCUAUAAAGUGCCGUUCAAAUAUAAUUAAAACUUAAAAAGUGCUUGAAUUGCCAAUGUUCGCCGGGAUUUGAGAUUCGCAUGCCCGGUCACAAAAGUUAUAUUCUGUGAUUGUGUUGUGUGUGCGUGCGCGUGCAAACCAACAUCAUCAUCAUCGUCAUCAGUGUGAUGUCAUAACUUGGUUGGGUAAGUGAAACCUGAACUGCAUCAGUCGAUAAACGAAAUGAGGGGGGUGUAAUUCGUGGUGCGCACUCAAAUCCAUCCGGAAUGGGACACUCCCCAACCACGUUUCGUGUUGUGCAUAUGGGCCUGGUAUAACUCGAGUUAAGUGUGAGGGUGGGGAACCGUCGCUUACUGUUGAAACUACGCGAUCCCUAAUUGUGGUGACGUUAAUAUGUUUCUAUUACGAGCAAACCAAAGUUUAACGGAGAAAGGGGAGAGAAAAAAAAACUUGGUGGUUGUAAGUGCAACUUAUAUACAGUGGCUUCAGAAUUGUGCUUUAGAUGCUGGUGGAGAGGAAGAGGUUGUGUAUGACGACAUUUUUGCACUUCUGUACAUAGUCAAAAAAAGGGGGGUGAGAGAGAGAGAAACAAAAAAAGAGAUAGAUUAAAAAAAAAGAAA